CUCUUACAUAUAUAUUUUUUCCGUGCGUGUUAUAAUAACGAAGCGUAGUCAGCAGUGUGAUCUAAAAGUCGAAAAGUCUUCAAAUUUUUGUCGUUGGUCGCGUUAAAAAUAUACACACAUAAGUAUUUUUGUGCAACAACAACAAAUGCUCUACCCAUAUAUAUAAAAUAUAUUUUUUUAUAUACACCAAGUCAAAUCGAAUCAUCGCUAAACGAAAUUCAAAUACCGACGUCUGUCUAUUGUCGACACUGGCAAAGAAUCUAUCAAAAUCGUCAAGCAAAGCAUUCAACUGACAAUUUCAACUGAAAAGCAAAGAAAUUUAGUGAAAAAAGUAAACGAGAGAAAGAGAGAGAGUAAAAAGUGUACUGAUAACAAUCAAAAUGAGCGAUUCAAUCAAGUUUGGUCCAGAGUGGUUGAGAAAUAGCAUGUCAAAUGACACGGGCGGUUUGUCGUCAUCGACUGGUAUGGGCAGUGGAGGAGGCCUAUCAUAUAACAGUCAAAGUACAAGAUUUCCGUUAGCUGAAUAUCGAUACGGGAGAGAGGAAAUGCUGUCGUUAUAUGAUAAAAAUUUUAAAAUACCAGAACUACUGCCAAAAUACAACAAGCUAUACAUUGAAAAAAUGCAGUGUCCAUUGGCCUUAUUGCCACCAUCAGCCGACGAAGAAGCGCCACGAGGAUUAACGCCAAUUGGUGGUUUGUCGGGCGAUCGAAGCGCUUUAGGUUUAACAAAUAGUUCAAGUGGUAGUGCUUUGGGCGGUAUGAGCAGUACGCUUGGAAUGUCGGGCCGUGGAAUACGUGGCACCUCAAUAGAUCGUGGCAGAGGCCGUGCAUCAAGAGGCGGUCUAUAUCAUCCAUCACUCGGUAGCUAUCAGCGAUCGGGUUUCAUGUACGAUGAAGACUCACGUGGAAUUGGUGCGAGAGGCGAACGCUCUUGGUCGGAACGAAAUGGCAGCGAAACGGAUUGGAAUGCGACAGCAAACGGAAGUCCAAGCCCAAGAAAAGAUUUCACCUCACUGAGAUCGGGCAGUUCGGGUGAAAGUUGGCGACGCAGUCGAGUUGAAGACGACGGGACAAUUUUGAAUGGAACGGCAAACGAGGGUUGGCGAACGUCUACAUCAUCUUCAAGUAAUAGCAUGUACAAGUGGCCUGUUCGUUCAACAAGUUGGCGAGGUGGUGAAAAUGAUCCGGGCUCAAGUGCAGGUGGAUUUAGUUCGGAUUCAAGUGGACCACCUAGAUUAGAGCGUUCAAAAUCAACACAAGGUAGUUUGCAGAGUCGAGAACAUCCGCCAGAUUCUUCAAAUCAUCCGGGUUCAGGAAUAAAUCGGCGAUUUGGCCUGAAUGCGUCAUGGGACGAAGACAAUCUACCCGAAUGGGCAAUGGAUGAGCCCAUCGAAGGCGGUGGUAGUUUUGAUGCGACUGGCGCAUUUCUGGGCGCUGAUGAUAAAAAUAUGGGCGAAAAACAGAAAAUAUCGGAUACAUUGCAACCAACUUCACAACCGAAUGAAAAAGGUGAUCAAAAAUCAAUGGAACCAGCAUGUGACAAUAAAGCGACUGAUAAACAUGGGAAAAAUGCUGCCGAAAUUAUGCGCACAAAAGAAAAAUUGGAAACGUCAAAUUCAAAUGCUCUCGAUGAUCUGCCGAAUGAGUCGUUUAAGAAGGAUGACAGUCUUAUAAUCGCAAAAGAAAAAGAACUGAAUCCAAACGAAUCGGAGGUCAAGCCAAUAAAUGAUGAGAAAACAUCGUUGAAUAAUCAGCAGCAGGUGACAUCGAUGAGUGUUGGUUCAUCAUACAAAAAUACCUCAACAUACAUUGCGUCUGAGAAACGUGAAGCAGUGCCUAAAUCGAUUGGCAUCACGGAUAAAACGAAUGUAGUUUCGGAUUCAACGCCAAUCGAUCGACUGCAAGAGGUGGCCGAAGAUAUUGAAAAACUAAUCAUGGACGAUGACCAAUCGUGUAAUGAAAGCGAUAAUGAAGCACUAUUGACGUCAUCACAUAUACAUGCUCGCGAUGCACCCAAGCAUCCGAUUGUGAAUGAUGUAUUAAAUGAAAAAACGAAAGAAACCGAUCGAUGGUUCUAUCGUGAUCCACAAGGUAAGGUGCAAGGACCGUUCACCGCAACCGAAAUGCUUGAAUGGUAUCGAGCCGGUUACUUUGAUGAAACAUUGAAUGUACGACGCGUAUGUGAUCCACAAUUCAUUGAACUUGGCGAUUUGCUGAAAGCAUGCAGCGGUUCAAUUCCAUUUAUAUCAAUGCCGGCACCGCCGCCAAUCAUCCCACCAUUGUUACAAAGUCAAGCCAACGAAAUCAAUUUAAGCACCGCAUCAAGUGUCAAACCAUCAACACCAAUCAAACCAUUAGCCAAUCCAUUAGUUCAUACGGGCAAACUGCCACCACCCACAUCUGCCAAUAAUCCACCCUUUUUCGACAUUUUGCCAACGCAAAAUUUCCUUGGUCUUAUGAAUCCGCCGGCAAAUGAAUUUCUCUUAUCGAAUUCACUGCCUAAGCAUCCGAAUUCGGCCAUACCAACAUUGCCGAACCCAUUGAGCAAACAAACACAUCUGAAAAAUCAACAUCAAACCCAAUCAUUGCAACAUCUUUUAAGCCAACACAAAAAUGAUUUCAAUCCAUCCGAUUCGGUUGAUCCGAUGCAUCACAUGUUAAAUUCCAUAAAUCAUCAACAAAUCUCACCACCAGUUGGAAUUCUACCGCAAGUACCGACAAUUCCGCCACAAACUACCACACAAAACAGUCCAUUCCAAACUAUGUUGAUGCAGAUUCGAAUGCAUAAUCAACAGCAACAUUUGCAACAGCAAAUUCAACAACAUCAUCAACAAUCACUCAUAAUGAAUGCGAUGAAUUCACCGUCGUUGCCGUUGCCUCAUCAUUCCAUCGACGAGACACAGCAUCAACAUCAACCGGCUGGUAUUUGGGAUUUACCAAUUCCACCAGCCAAUGUUAGUGCGCCCCCAGUUGUGCCAAGUUCAUCGAUGAAAACUGAAAUGCAAAUCAUCGAACAAUUUAAAUUCGAGAAUCAAUCUGCUCAACAACUAGAUCAAUGGAAGAAACAGCAUCAAGCAUUACAUCAACCACCACCACAACAAAUGCCCCACCAUCAAGAUGUUCAACAGAUAACACCGUCGUCGCUAGUACUUGAUAAUACCCCGUCUGAAUUAUUGCAACAAACUGACAUCUUCCGAACGAAGAACGAAAAUAUCAAAGAACAUGAAGCAAAUCGUGUAACGGCAAAACAAGCCCAGGCUAAAAUCGAUACAUCAACCGGUGUAAAACAACCGACAUCGGACCAACUAAAAUCCAAUCUCAUUAAAAUCAAUCGAAAUGCACUUGAAAAUGAUGAGAAGCAAGUGGAUAAGAUCGAUACAAAAGCAAAUAUUAAGAAACCAGCCACAACUGUCGUUGCAAAUGUCACAAAACCAUUGGUGAAUGAGACAAAGGUUCAACAAAAACCAACAAGCAUUUUGAGUUCAAGCGAUGUUGCUAACAAAGCUUAUAAUAACAUCAAUGUAAUAAAUGCGACAGCAGCGCCAAAGAGUUCAGUGAAAGAGAGUACAAAGAAAAAGUCGAAGGAAAAGGACCAAAAAGUCGCCGAAGAAAAGCGACGACAACAGGAAGAAGAGGAGGAAAGAAAACGACUUGAACUGAUUGCCGCUCAACGCAAAGCAAAAUUAGUUGAUCAAAAUGCCAUUCGCCCCGAACAACCCAAACGUAACAAUUUGGCUGCAUCUGUCGCACCUUGGUCAAACAUAACGGAUAAUGCUAGUACAAUGGCAUCUGCGUCACCGCUCACACUGGCUGAAAUUCAAAAGGCCGAACGUGAACGACGUUCCGAAUUGUAUCGCAUUGAACAAGCGCAACAGCAAAAUCAAGCAAUUAUGGAACAACAGCAACAAAAGGAGGUACUCAAAUGGAAGCUGAAACCGCAACAAAACCAAGCAAAGUCAUUGGCCGAAAUUCAGGCGGAAGAGAGCAAGGCUAGACAAACCAUUCAACAAAUUUCGGCGGCAAAUGCGGCACAGCAAAAGCAACAAAAUGCCAAGAAAGAGGAAAAAUGGGCAUCAGUGUCUCAGUGGUCAAUGAUUUGGGGUAAUGAUGGGGCAACGAUGGCAUCAAGUAACGGCAGUGCCAAUUGCUUCUGGGAGGAACCAGCCAAGGUACCACCACCACCACCACCGUCAACAAAACCAAAUAUUCAACAAAAUGGCACUGGCAAACCGUUGGCCAAGAGUCAAACAGUAUCAAAUAUGCAAACGAUUGCAAAUAAUCCGAAAGCCAAUCAAAAUGCAUCCAAAACCAAUACGACAAUAUCGAAAACCAAUUCGAGCAGCAACAUCACAACCGCUGCCAAUUCAACUCCAAACAAUAGCAACAAGAAAGCUAAAGGCAGCAAUGCAAAUUCGAAAAAAGAUGGAGAUGAUGAGUUUGGUGCUUGGUGCGCUAAGGCACUUGCAGCCCAUAAUGAUUAUAUUGAUGUGCCAACAUUUGUGUCUUUUUUGCGUGACAUUGAGUCACCGUUUGAGGUCAAGGACUACAUUCGGAUGUAUUUAGGUGAAACAAAGGAAUGCGGUGAAUUUGCAAAACAUUUCCUCGAACGUCGCAGCAAAUAUAAGAAUCAACAACGUGCCGCCAAUGCACACAUUGAUGAUAUGUCAUCUCCAGCACCGGCUUUAACACCUGGCUUAACGUCAGCUAGUGAUGGUCAAGAGGCCAAGAGCAAGGCAAAAAAGGACAAAAAGAAAAGCAAAAUGACAAAGCUUGAUUCGCGAAUUUUGGGUUUCUCAGUAACAUCGGCGGAGGAUCGAUUGAAUGUUGGUGCACGAGAUUAUGGUGGUGCACGUGAUGGACCAUAAACGAAACGUUGUCACAUAUAUAACAACAGCAAAACACAAUAUUUACACCAUUCACAACUGAUGAUAAUAAAAAUGGAAAACAGACAAAAUGACAUUUUCAAAUGAUGAAACAAACAAAUUAUGAAUUUACAGUAAAAACAAAGCGAAAAAAGAACAACAACAGAGCAGCCGCAAUUUCAAAUCAUUGGAAUUCUUUUUCAUUUUAAAAACAUUUUCCUUCAUUUUAUUUCCGUUUGUUUUAAUAAAAAAGAACUAACUGCAUGGGUUAAAGAAAAGAAGUAGAAACAUUUAAAAAGUUGGCAUUUUAUGUGAAAGAAAAAUCAACACGACAGCCAAUUCUUGUAAAACAAAAAUUGAUUUCCCAAUGUUAAAAUAAAAUCUAUUAUUCAUUCA
Molecule: messenger RNA, 5258 nt
Organism: Contarinia nasturtii (swede midge)
Lineage: Eukaryota; Metazoa; Arthropoda; Insecta; Diptera; Cecidomyiidae
Gene: Gyf
Product: GIGYF family protein CG11148
Exons: 17
Coding region: 381-4865 (1494 amino acids)
Molecular function (GO): protein binding
Source: RefSeq, a predicted model, not a curated record